AUGGUGACCGAAUACGGCGAUCAUCAUUUAUCAGAUGAAGUGACAAUUGAGAUUCUCUCAAUGCUGCCAGUGAAAUCACUCAUACGGUACAAGUGUGUUUGCAAAAAGUGGUAUUGUCUCAUUCAAAACUCAUAUUUUCAUGCAAAGCACCACCAACACCACAACCAUAGAGCACGACUCCUUGUUCUUCACUAUAACAACACCACAGAUAAAUAUGCUUUCGCCCUAUUCCCUGAUGAAACUCUUGCAAGCAAACCAUUUAUUUAUAACGAUAUGAAUGAUCUUCAGAUGCCAGGAUAUCCUGGUGUUUUUGGUCCCUUUAAUGGCAUACUUGGUCUUUGGGUAACAGAUCGCCUAGCUCUAUGGAAUCCUGCUACAAGAGAAUUCAAGCCACUCCAGGUCCCUAAACCCAAUCUUCCAACUGAUUACAGCGCCUAUUGUGAUUUCUUUGGGUUUGGAUUGGAUCCUGUAACCAACUACUACAAGGUUGUUUGGAUUCGGUACUUUAAAAAUGAGGAAUAUGACAAUCCUUACGACCCUAUUAUUGUUUCAGUGUAUAAUCUAUGCACUGAUAUUUGGAGACUCUUUGAAUUAGAUUUUUCUCAAUGUGACUUCCUACAUGAGUCUUUGUGUAACACAUACAUGAAUGGAAUUUAUCAUUGGUUGACCACUAACAAGGGCAAAAUAUAUAAAAUCCUUACAUUUGAUAUGAGUAAUGAGAUUUUUCGUAAUAUAAAAGCACCGCCAGAUAUUCCCGAAUCACAAUGUGGUUAUCUUGCCAUGUACCUUGAUUCUAUUGCUUUGUUACUUUAUGAAGAAGAUGCAUUUGAGAAACAUUUUGACAUUUGGGUAAAGAAGGAUGAGGAGUGUUGGACCAAAGAGUUUACUAUCGGACCCAUUUCAGAUGUCACUAGGCCACUUGGUUUCUGGAAGUAUAAUGAGCUCUUUGUAGAGCUAAAAACUUCAAAUCUGGUUUUGUAUGAAUCUGAAACUCAAGAAAUUAAGGAUCUUGGACCUCGUGGACAGGAUUAUUGCCUUUCAGUCUUUAUUUACAAAGAGAGUUUAGUGUCAGUCAGGGGAACAAAUGAAGGUCAGGAAGUGGGUAAUGCUUCUGAUAUGGUUCAAGUUCAAGACUUAUUCAAAUAUCCUCCUAUUUUCAUAUGGGGAUGUCAAACAGUUGAAGAAAUUCAGUCUCUUAUAAAUGUUUAG
Molecule: messenger RNA, 1209 nt
Organism: Cornus florida
Lineage: Eukaryota; Viridiplantae; Streptophyta; Magnoliopsida; Cornales; Cornaceae
Product: F-box/kelch-repeat protein At3g23880-like
Exons: 1
Coding region: 1-1209 (402 amino acids)
Molecular function (GO): protein binding
Source: RefSeq, a predicted model, not a curated record